AUGAAGAUUGGCGAACUGAGACCAGAACAGUCGGCGACGGUUGAAGCUUUAGUGCGUGAACUACAAAACUUGGAUAGCAGUGCAUUUCCUGCUUUGUACUCUUUGGCAGAAAAUGAACUCUUCCGUCUGCGUGGCGGCAUUGCGGACUCAUUUGACUUGGUCAGCAACAAACCUGUAAAAGUGAGGGCAAAAAUAGAAAUUCCUCAGGCACAAUAUCCUGCUAUUAAUUUCGUUGGGAAACUUCUUGGUCCGGGAGGUCAGACACUGAGAGCAGUGCAAGAAACCACCAAAACAAAAAUGGCGAUCUUAGGUGCUGGCAGUCUAAGAGAUGACGCUAAGGAAAAGCAGCUCCUUUCCAAUGGUGAUCCGAAAUAUCAGCACCUCAAGCAAAAGCUGCACCUUCAAGUUGAUAGUUUAGGUCCACCCUCGGAAUCAUGUUAUCGGUUAGCCCAUGCAUUAGCGGAAGUAAGGAAAAUCAUGCUACCAGAGCAAACAGAACCCACAGCUCAACAGUGGGUUCAGCAAAACCAGCCUUUGCCCGUGGCCGGAAGGAAUGUUUCCGUCAGAAAUAUCCGUCCCCCUUUGCGCGGUCCGCCACCACCACCACUUCAAGCUCCCUUCGCUGCACCUCCAGUGCAGCUUCCUUUCCGUGGUCGAGGUAAGCCUUGGAUAGGCAGAGGUGUUGCCAAGAACGGUGUUGCUAUCCAACCACCAGUUCCUGUUGCUUCCGAGGUGUUUGCUAAUGAUGUGAAUACCGUUGCCUACCCUCCAAUAACUCUGUAUGAGCAGAAUGAGUUCAAUUCCCAUGUUUUUGAAGAUUUCGGAACGAACUAUGGUAGACUUAUUAUUGUUCAAAUGGAUUCGUAGUCGUUGAAUUUGUAAGUAUAUAUUCAACUUUUAAGUUUGCUUUUCAGUUUCAUUUUUUUGUACUAUAUUUGUUUUUUCAUAUAAAAAAAAACUAUUGUCAAUAAUCUUUCUGGAAGGAGUAAAUAUGUACUGCACGCUACACAUCACUAGGGUGAUUAAAAUAAGUAGUAAAUUACUGAUUUGAUAUUUCGAAUGUGUAAUUUUGUACCCAUAAAUUACACCCAAAAUGUUAGAUUUCGACCUUACCCUUUACUCAAUAAGACAUUUCAUAGUAUCACUUCUAUGAUCUUCAGCUUAAUCCUUAAUUCAUCUCUUCUGUAUGAUAUUUCAUAACUUUCAGAUAACUGGGUAUUUAAGAUUUAAUGUAUAUGAAUUCAACAGAAACAUUUUGCGUACUUUUUAGCUCAAUUCUUUUGAACUGUUUUAUACAUUGGUUUCACGGACUUUUUCUCAAAUAAAGGUUGCUGGAGUCCUUGUGGUUGGAAAAAAUCCCAAAUAAUCUAAUGUAUUAGUCACAAGUACAUUCCGCAAUACAAUGUAGACAAUAUCUUACUGUAGGUGUAACUUCAGAAGCUUAAGUUGCUUAGUAAAGUCAUAUAUUUUUUAUACUAAAUUUUCACGUCUUUUAUGAAUUCAGUAAUCGAUUGUUGUAUUUCUUGACAAUUUAUGGAGAUCUACAAAAUAAAUCAAUUUUGGGUUCAUUAAACUGUUGGUUUGUCAGUUAACGGUUUCCUUAAGUUGAAAGUCCAAAUAAAUUUAAUGUAUUGACUGUCAAACUAGUGUUUUAUCAUUUCCGGAUAACUAGUAUGUCCGUUACUAUAAAUUUUGGUGUCUAUUUUUCAUUCACUUUACAUGUGAUUGAUUUCAUUACCCACUCUUUUUCUCUCAGAUAACAGGAUAAUCUUGUUGUAAUCUGCGAUAUCA
Molecule: messenger RNA, 1791 nt
Organism: Schistosoma guineensis
Lineage: Eukaryota; Metazoa; Platyhelminthes; Trematoda; Strigeidida; Schistosomatidae
Source: the annotation of a GenBank genome assembly